Carassius auratus (goldfish) is the source of this 1375-nucleotide messenger RNA. RefSeq names its product gastrula zinc finger protein XlCGF7.1-like. The record is from RefSeq and is a predicted model, not a curated record. Gene Ontology annotation, biological process: regulation of transcription by RNA polymerase II. The transcript has 3 exons. NCBI's taxonomy places the organism in Eukaryota, Metazoa, Chordata, Actinopteri, Cypriniformes, Cyprinidae. The coding region runs from base 77 to 1006 and encodes 309 amino acids. Gene Ontology annotation, molecular function: RNA polymerase II cis-regulatory region sequence-specific DNA binding; DNA-binding transcription factor activity, RNA polymerase II-specific.
CAUAACCCUGCGAUGCGCUCCCGCGUUUGAUUCGGCUGAAGAAAGGUAAAUUAAAUUGUGACCCACUAUUAAAAAUAUGGAGUUUAUAAAAGAGGAGAGAGAAGACAUGAAGAUUGAAGAAACAUUCAGAGUCAAACAAGAAGAUACUGAGGAACAAACAGACCUGAUGGCACUGAAAGAGGAGAGUCAAGAACCGAAUGAGACGAAAGACAAAGAUCAAAAUAAGAAACAUCAUUAUUUCAAAACUGAAGAAGAACCGAUUCGUUGCUCAGAGAGUGAAAAGACUUCCUCAUCAAAAAAAGCUAAAAAAACACAAACUAUAAACCUUAAUUUCAAAACGAGAAUUCAUACUGGAGAGAAACCUUUAACCUGCCAACAGUGUAGAGAAGAUUUCAAUCGAGAAGAAAGCCUUAAAUCCCACAAGAAAAUGCACACUGAAAAGAAACCAUUCAUAUGCCCUUUCAUAUGUGGAAAGAGAUUUUCACAGAAAUAUCACCUUAAUGUCCACAUGAUCAUUCACACUGGAGAGAGACCUUACACCUGUAAACUGUGUGGGAAGAGUUUUACACGAAAUCAAGAUCUUAAGAAUCACGUGAGAGUUCACACUGGAGAGAAACCUUACAUGUGUAAUCAGUGUGGAAAGAGAUUUUCACAGAAAUGUCACCUUAAUUCUCACGUGAUCAUUCACACUGGAGAGAGACCAUACACCUGUAAACUGUGUGGGAAGAGUUUUACACGAAAUCGAGAUCUUAAGACUCACGUGAGAGUUCACACUGGAGAGAAACCUUACAUGUGUAAUAAGUGUGGAAAGAGUUUUAAACAAAAUAGUCACCUUAAUGCCCACAUGAGAAUUCACACUGGAAAGAAGCCUUACACCUGCGAACAGUGUAGGAAGGGUUUCACACGGAAAGCAGCAUUGAAGACUCACAUGAUAAUUCACACUGGAGAGAAAUCUUACAUAUGUAAUCCGUGUGGAAAGGGCUGUACACAGAAUAGUCCCCAUUAAGAUCUACAUGACAAUUCACACUGGAGAGAAGCCUUUCAACUGCAAACUGUGUGGGAAGAGAUUUAAAGGAAGCAUUAACUAUAAAAUUAAUUCAAGAGGAAACUGUUUUUAAUGUCAUCAUUGUGGAAUUGAGAAUUGAGAUUCAUGUGAGAGUUAACACAGGAGAGAAUCCUUGCAAGCAUUUUCAGUCUUAAAAGAUCAGAAAUCAAAGCAGCAUGAAACGUCACAUGAAAACUUAUUCUGAGAAGGAAAGUCCAUUUUCCUCAGAGUGACUAGGCUUACAAAAGGAGGAUUUUUCUACAAUCAUCUGUGCUAUCAUUCUGAAAGGCAUUCAAUUGUAUUCAAAGUAAUAAAACAUUUUCUAUCUAA